AUGCAUUCACUGGAGGAGCCACUGGACCUGAAGCUGAGCAUCUCCAAGCUGCGAGCCGCUCGUGAGAAGCGGGGUGUCCCUGGACCCCGUCCCCGUGGUCCCCUGCGCCCAGACACCCCGCCGGUCGGGGUGCCAGCCUCACCAUCCCCUGGGCUCCUGGCACGCUCGAGGCUGGUGGAGCCACGGGACAGGCGCUUGGCUGCCAUGCCAGUGGUGGACCUCAGCCUCUCGCCCCGCUCUGGUGGGGAGUCUCCGUCUGGCAGUGUCUCACUGUCCCCUGAGCGCCAGGGCAGCGGGGACCUGCCCGGCCCCCUCACUCCCCACGAUUUCCAGUCCCUGCGCUACAUUGAUGGUCUCCCCAGCUCCUUCCAGUUCUUCCUGCCGCUGGGGGCCGGGGGGGGCCUGCACCUGCCCCCCACCGCCUUCCUGCCCCCCAGCAAGGAGAAACGCCUGCCCCCCGAGCUGCCCCUCCCCAAGCAGCUUGUCUGCCGCUGGUCCAAGUGCAACCAGUUCUUUGACCUCCUGCAAGACCUGGUGGACCAUGUCAACGACUUCCACGUCAAACCUGAGAAGGAUGUGGGAUACUGCUGUCACUGGGAGGGCUGUGCCCGCCACGGCAGAGGCUUCAAUGCUAGGUACAAGAUGCUGAUCCAUAUCCGGACGCACACCAACGAGAAGCCGCAUCGCUGCCCAACCUGCAACAAGAGCUUCUCCCGCCUGGAGAACCUAAAAAUCCACAACCGCUCACACACAGGUGAGAAGCCCUACAUCUGCCCCUAUGAAGGUUGCAACAAGCGUUACUCCAACUCCAGCGACCGCUUCAAGCACACCCGCACCCACUACGUGGAGAAGCCCUACUCCUGCAAGAUGCCAGGCUGCCACAAGCGCUACACUGACCCCAGCUCCCUCCGCAAGCACAUCAAAGCCCAUGGCCAUUUUGUCUCCCCAGAGCACCCAGAGAUGCUCAAGGUCCACCCAUCUCCCAAAGCACCCCUGGGCUCAGCCGAAGUGCCCUAUGUUAAUGGGGCACAGCUCGUGAUCCCCAACCCUGCCGCCCUCUUCGCUCCUCCGGGUUUGCCAGCGUUGCCCAUCCCUUUGGCACCGGCGCCGCUCGACCUCAGUGCUUUGGGCUGUGGGGCUACGGGUGCCCUGCCUGGCCCCAUCUUGCCCCUCAAUGGCAGCCCGUUGAACUUGGCCAAGAGCCCACUGCUGCCCUCGCCCUUCGCGGCGGGGCUGGGGCUGCCUGUCAUGUCGCUGCUGGCCGGCGGGGUCAAGGCCGAGGGGGAGAAGGGCAGCAGGGCUGAGGGGCGGCCACCCAAAGCAGGCAAGGGGUCAGAGAGUCGGGAGAGGGGUGAAAAGACAGAGCUGGGGCGCCCCCGGGCACCCCCUGAGAGCCUGGCACUGCUGCCAGGGGCUGUGCUUGACCUCUCUGCUGGCGUCAGCUCAGGGGGCAGCCCUGAUGCGCUGCCGCCGGGCUGGGUGCUCAUCCCCCCUGGCUCCCUGCUGCUCAAACCUGCCGCUGUCAAUUGA
Messenger RNA from Indicator indicator, 1530 nucleotides. RefSeq names its product GLIS family zinc finger 2 (gene GLIS2). Gene Ontology annotation, biological process: smoothened signaling pathway; regulation of transcription by RNA polymerase II. Lineage: Eukaryota; Metazoa; Chordata; Aves; Piciformes; Indicatoridae. The transcript has 6 exons. The coding region runs from base 1 to 1530 and encodes 509 amino acids. Gene Ontology annotation, cellular component: nucleus. The record is from RefSeq and is a predicted model, not a curated record. Gene Ontology annotation, molecular function: RNA polymerase II cis-regulatory region sequence-specific DNA binding; DNA-binding transcription factor activity, RNA polymerase II-specific.